CCCCACCGCGAUCCCAGCCCCAGCCUUAGGGACGUCCUCUGCCCUCCCCGACUAGCCUUCCUCCUCGCCCCGCACUUCCUGCCCUCCACCUUCCUUUUCGCCCCUCUACCUGGCCUUCCCCCAACAUCCGAUUGCUACUCUGGGGUACUGUUUCCGGGUCAGGGUGACCUCUGGGGUGAGGAAAUCGCGCCUGGGAGCGGGGCCGGGGCGUGCAGUCUAAGCCAUGCCGCGCUCACGCGUGGGAGACCGGCCUAAGGAGUACCGGCUGGGAAAUCCAGGCUCCAAGUCUUCCUCCCGCAGGGAAAUUUCCCUGUCCUACUGCGCUCCCCCCACGGGCCUCGCACCUCUGAAGUCAGAUUUCCCCCAAAAUUCAGUUCCCUUCCCACCUGGCGUCCACGUCCAGCAACUUAAAGCAGAGCGUUUCUCGUAACGCCGUGCGCACGGCGUCGGGUCGCGGAACCUCAAAACGCUUGUGUUGUUUUCAUCUGUGCAGUGGGUAUGAUUUUUUUUUCCAAAGUGAUUUUAGAGUGUCACAUAUUUGAGGGCCUAAGUUUGAAUUGCCAGACACGAAGUCAAUACAGGACGUUUGAUUUUACAACUGGCUCUCACACUCCCAUCUGUUUCCCCUUCUUCCUUGGCACCACCGACUCCUGUUUUUAAAAUUUAAGUUUUGAUUCCCACCAUGGCCAUCACACAGUUUCGGUUAUUUAAAGUUUGUACCUGCCUAGCAACAGUAUUCUCAUUCCUAAAGAGAUUAAUAUGCAGAUCUGGCAGAGGACGGAAGUUAAGUGGAGACCAAAUAACGUUGCCAACUACAGUUGAUUAUUCAUCAGUUCCAAAGCAGACAGAUGUUGAAGAGUGGACUUCUUGGGAUGAAGAUGCACCCACAAGUGUAAAGAUUGAAGGAGGGAAUGGAAAUGUGGCAACACAACAGAAUGCUUUGGAACAACUGGAACCUGACUAUUUCAAGGACAUGACACCAACUAUAAGGAAAACUCAGAAAAUUGUUAUUAAGAAGAGAGAACCAUUAAAUUUUGGCAUCCCAGAUGGCAGCACAGGUUUCUCUAGUAGAUUAGCUGCUACACAAGACAUGCCUUUUAUUCAUCAGUCUUCCGAGUUAGGUGACUUAGAUACUUGGCAAGAAAAUACCAAUGCAUGGGAAGAAGAAGAAGAUGCAGCCUGGCAAGCUGAAGAAGUUCUGAGGCAGCAGAAAAUCGCAGACAGAGAAAAGAGAGCGGCAGAACAACAAAGGAAGAAAAUGGAGAAGGAAGCACAACGACUAAUGAAAAAGGAACAAAAUAAAAUUGGUGUGAAACUUUCAUAACAAAUGUUCUUCAAAUGUGAUAGUGCCAGUAGGAGAAAUCUGACCUCCACAACCCAAGCAGCAUUUGUAUGGAUUUCAGAGUAUUUUCAGAAUACAUAUAUACAGCGUGACUGUAAUACCUUCGUCAGUCCAUCCAGGACACCAGGAUUCUUUUAAAGUACGUUGAAUUCUAGUGAUCGAGACGCAAAAGACCUAAACAGACUUACCAGACAGCAUUUUCUUCAACAUGCUCCAAAUAUAAGACACUUGUUUGCUGUAGAGAAAUAAUUAAAAAUGGAAUAUACCAGUACCUCUCCAGCUAGUUUUCUAGCUAAAUAAAUGGGUGUAAAUAAUUUUAUGGUGGAAAAGGACUCUACUGUCUAUUAUGCUUUCCUUCAAUGUGUGUAAUGAUAAAAUAAAUAAUUUUAACUAUUAUUUCGUUUCUAUGAUUACCUGACCUAAAUGAGACAAAUUGCAGGGUUUUAACCUCCUUAUUUUUGUUGUCAGAAGCUGGUGUUGUCAUCCAUUUCCUCUUAUUUGAACUGGUAUUGCUUGUUUAACACAGUAUUAAGGAAUUUGAUUAUUUUGGUUUUCAAAAAACUGACAUUAAAUGCAAUAAUUUUAUUUAUCAUAAAGAUUUUAUACAUAAUUUUUUUAAUGGUAUAACAUUAUCCCUAUUUGUAAUUUAUAUUGCAUGUAUAAACAUUGCAAAUCGGCAACAAAUUUGUUAUACAUUAUUAUAGCUAGUGAAUUUUAGGAACUAAUAGUGUAAAUUUUCCCUUCAUUAUAGAUUUUAAAAUGUUAUGUGUCUUUAAUUACCUUAGUUCUUCCUCUCCCUGAAAAAGCCAUUUUACAAAUGCAGGAAACCUUCUGUUUUGAUUUUCAUACCUUUUAAAUGAUUUCUGUGUCAGUUUUGUGUAUCUGACCUAAUGCAGGUUACCUAUGUUAUUGACAAAGAAAACAUUAUUUAUUUAUUAAAUUAUAAACUGGAAUAGGGAUAAUAAUCUAUUAUUUAUAAGAUUGAUUAUCUCCGAAAUAGUUGCAUACUAUGUUCUUGGGUUGGGGGGAAACAUAGGUUUGAUUGUUUAAAAUCCCAUGAACUUUUUCUUCACAAUUAAAAUGUAUCCAACCUGA
Molecule: messenger RNA, 2437 nt
Organism: Tupaia belangeri chinensis (Chinese tree shrew)
Lineage: Eukaryota; Metazoa; Chordata; Mammalia; Scandentia; Tupaiidae
Gene: EBAG9
Product: estrogen receptor binding site associated antigen 9
Exons: 8
Coding region: 683-1324 (213 amino acids)
Cellular component (GO): secretory granule
Source: RefSeq, a predicted model, not a curated record